This is a messenger RNA of Diaporthe amygdali, 321 nucleotides long. RefSeq lists its product as uncharacterized. Lineage: Eukaryota; Fungi; Ascomycota; Sordariomycetes; Diaporthales; Diaporthaceae. The transcript is spliced from 2 exons. Bases 1 to 321 code for a protein of 106 amino acids. The record is from RefSeq and is a predicted model, not a curated record.
AUGUCCGAGUCUGCUCUGUGGGCAUUGAACCCUUCGCGGGCGCGCCAGACAGUGCCGUUCGUGCGAAGCGGCGUUCAAGGCCCAAGGGCCGAGGCCCGUGGCCGUCAGAAGAAUGUGAAUGUCGUCGAUGCCAACACCCCCAUGCCUCUUCCCCCGCCACGGGCAAUUUUAAGGGUCCAGUCGCAACAGCUGCUCACGCGAACCAGAGCUACGCCUCAGCUGCAAGCGAACCAGCGUUUUCUACUGUGGUACAGCAGUCACGCCGGCCACACCCUGCCUAUCCUUGGCCCGCAGAUCAAGGCCGCAGAUCGUGACCAGUAG